Prorocentrum cordatum is the source of this 2943-nucleotide messenger RNA. The record is from the annotation of a GenBank genome assembly. Lineage: Eukaryota; Dinophyceae; Prorocentrales; Prorocentraceae.
GGGAUGGCCGAGAGUCAGUACUCCAGAGAGCUUGGCGAAGGAAUACUGGAUGCUCCUACGCCCGAUGACUCUGGAGUUCGCCCGCCUUCUCGGUCCGCCGCAGUGAAGCGGGUCAUCGAAGCGUGGGAGCCUGACGAGUUCGCAGAGCUUGUCGAUCAAAUGCGCCCGAUCGAGUUCGAGCCAGAGGUGCUGCCCGAGGAGGAGACCCUGCGCGAGGCGAACGACAAGGUGAAGGACGAGGUGGAGAACUUGAUUUCUUCCUGGACGGUUCAACCGAGUCAAGUGAUGAAGUCUGCCAUGUACGUCGUGGCGAUGUACGUGAAGGAGGAUCACGUCUGGAGUGCUUCCAAUGGCAUAUUGGCCACGCGCGUCAUCGACCUGCUGUGCGGGGAGAGCUUCCGCGCCCACAAGGACGGCGUCUACUUGUACGGCAAUGGAGACUGGGCGUUUGUCGAGGAGAUCAAGUACCCGUACAUCGGGAAGAUCUUGGCGGUCCUCGGCUGCGCGGCGAAAGUCUUUGCAUUCCUCGUCUCCAAGGAGACAAAGCGAGACGUGGCGGCUGUCUUUCAGGAGGUCGGACAGCACCAUGGAGCGAUCUCAGCCAACACCGCUGCGUGCCACGCUGACUUCGGUCGGCCCCGCCAGGAAGACCCGACCGCUUGGUCCAAGGAGGGCGGGCGCGUUACGCUCGACCUCACGCAGCGCUACUCCACCAAAGGCAAGGGCGCUGAGUUCAUAGAGUCACAUGGCCAGUUCUUCCAGAUCCCGAAGCCGACGUCCGAGGGCGCCUUUGUCAACGCGCAGAACGUCACUUUGAAAAUCUCCCGCGAGGGGUCCGCGGAUGAAAGGUUCCGUUCUGUCAAGAAGAGCCCCUCGAACAACUGCUACCUGGGCGUGCCUGUGUCGCUUGACUACAAGCCAUCUUGGCAGCACGAGGAGGAGAUGCGCCUGUUCCUGUGCACUUCCUUCGCUGGGAACCCCGAGGGUCGCAGGAUUGACAUGGCAGCAGAAGCGUUAGUGUGGUACGACGUCCCCGCCCCGCAGAUCGGCCUGAUCAUGACAGGCGACGGCGGCAACGCCGAAUCUGCCAAGGCUGCCCUGCGGGCGAACGUGCUGGGGGAGCACCACCACUUCGUCUCGAGCGACGUGCUGCACGUCCCAGAGGAAUUCCGAAAACAAGGGAAGCAUUUCGCGCGUGCCCGAGCUGCAACGGUGCAGGAGAAUCAGGGCGGCGUGCCGUGGAUCGAGGACGUGGUGAAGCGCUGGCUCAGUGGUGAGUGCGUUGCCUGCCGAGCCCUCUUCGGGAAAAGUACUGACCUGUUCAGCUGGCCCCGCUGCGUGAAGUACUUCGAGUGGAACCGCGCCUACCCGUCCAUUCGAGGCGAUUGGCGCAACAUGCAUUCGCUGCGGUCCUUCUGGCGCCGCCUUGCCGUCAUCGAGCUCGGCGCCGUGAACGUCGAUGGCAAGGUUUUCCACGAGAAGGACUUGACCGCGUUCCUGGAAAGCCCAGAAGCCCGUCUCGUCAACAUCCGUUCCUACCUCAUCCCCUUCAUGCAGAAGUACAACGCUGAGGAGUGCCGCCAGAUCCUCAAGAACCCUUCCGCUGAAGUAGUGGAGGCGACUCAGCGCGUCGUGGCCCAAAUGGCGAACGGCGGGUUGGAGCCCCCGAAGGAGUGGAUGGGCGCUCGCGGUCGCCAGCGUGUUGCGCAUGAGGCUAAGGCGCUGCUGAUGGAGGUUCACGCGUGGCUAAGUGACGAUUGCCUCAGCAUCAACAUGUACGACCUCGCGAAGAAGAAAGACAAUCCGAUCCCUGGCACCAUCACGGGGGAGAGGAGCGGCAAGUCGCGGCAGCAUCACUUCGAAAACGCAGUCAAUGAUUACCCCUACAUCUUCCGCACCGACGGGAGCAACGUGCUCAAGCUGAACGUCGAGCUGAACUUUCUCGAGGCCCUCCUCGGCGCAGCUGGCCGCGACUCGCUCGCGGGGGGCCUGGAAGGGCGGGGUGUGUAUUGGGACCUGCGCUCGCAGCUCCGCGACUUCAGCCCAGGCGAAGAGCAUCGCCUGAACUCGGAGGUGCUGGUCGCCUCUGAGGUUGCUCGCAGCCUGACAGAGACAAUUAACAUCGUGGACUUGGAGAACGAAGUUGGCAACAAGGAGGGCAAUGAGUUCGAUUGCGCCAGGCGCUGCAUCGCGCGCCACCGCGAGAACGGCAUUCGGAAGAGUGAUUUCUCAAGCCUCACCGUCACUUACUACAGGAAGUACGACAUGCAGGGGAGGGAGUACGCGCACGGCCCGAGCGCACAGGGCCUCAAGACGGCACUCAAGAAGCACGCGUUCCGCUCACAGCGUGACAUCGACGCUUCGUACGGUGACGUCUUCGAGAACUACGACAUUGAUUGUGUCAACGCGUUCAUGCAGUUUCUGUGGAACGAGCUCAGCGACGUUGUGGGCGGCGGCACUGAGAUCGAGUACGAGAUGUUUACUGCGUAUGUUCGUAACCCGCGUGGCUUCCGCAGUUUGCUGGCAAGCUACUUGGACAUCACUGUCAAGGAGGCCAAGAAGCAGCUCAUCAGCAACCUCCACUGUGGCGAGCCGAUGGCUGAGCUGCCAUUACUGUGGUCGCUCGCAGUCGAGCUUCGCACAGCGACCCGAGUGAUCCUGGAGAAGCCGCGGUUCCAUCACCUGAACUCGAAGUUCGCUGAUCGGCGCUUCCCCAUGGCGACUCGCCUGCAUUGUGCCCUGAGCGCCAUCGAGGACGAGCUCAUCAUGAACGUCCACCAGGCAUUGACCCGCGAGUUCGGCGAGGGUGUCCAGGUUCUCGUUUACAUGUUCGACGGUUUGAUCGUUCGCUUCGGCUCGCUGGGCAACGAUGGCAAGCUGCGCGACGUGCUGACCGAAGUCGGCGAGAAGGCCAACGUCAGCUUCACGUGUGAGAAGUUCUGA